Messenger RNA from Didymodactylos carnosus, 804 nucleotides. NCBI's taxonomy places the organism in Eukaryota, Metazoa, Rotifera, Eurotatoria, Philodinida, Philodinidae. The record is from the annotation of a GenBank genome assembly.
AUGAGCAUCAAAAUAUACCAGGUUGAUGCCUUUACUGAUCAAUUGUUUGGUGGCAACCCGGCGGCGGUAUGCCCGUUAGACCAGUGGUUACCCGAUCCAUUGAUGCAAAAAAUUGCUGCUGAAAACAAUCUUGCUGAAACGGCUUUUUUUGUACCAAAUUCCAGCGAUGGCGGAUAUGAACUUCGUUGGUUUACGCCCGAACUGGAAAUAGACCUUUGUGGGCAUGCGACAUUGGCCAGUGCACAUAUCAUUUUCACCGAAAUGGCUCCUAUGAAUGAGGAAAUCAUCUUUCAGACCAAGAAAGCCGGUAAACUUAUAGUUACGCGCCGAAAAGAUGAUGUAUUAUAUACCCUCGAUUUUCCAGCACGUCCAGCAGCAAAAGCUGAUUUGCCUGAUGCACUGUUGACAGCAUUGCGGGGCGACGUAACACCAAUCGAAAUUUAUAAAGCGAGAGAUUAUAUGCUCGUUUAUGAAAAUGAGGCUGCCGUCAGACAAUUGUCGCCGGAUUUUAUGGCGUUAGCCAAUAUUGCUGAUGUUUUUGCUGUGAUUGUUACUGCUCCUGGUGAUGACGUUGAUUUUGUUUCGCGGUUCUUUGCGCCGCGAGUCGGUAUUCCUGAAGAUCCCGUCACUGGUUCAUCGCACUGUAGCUUAAUCCCUUAUUGGGCUGAACGAUUAGGUAAAAACCAGUUGCACGCUUACCAAAUUUCGGCGCGUAAAGGGGAACUUUGGUGCGAAAACAAAGGCGACAGGGUGCUCAUGUCGGGCAAAGCGGUUACCUAUUUAAACGGCGAGAUAAAAAUUUGA